AUGUUUGUGCCCUUCUGGCUCCUCACCAUCGGAUUCUGUGCUGCUUACAAAGACAUUCUGGGUGACGCGGCCAGCAGCACAGCUCGCUUUGAUGAUGCAAUCGUCUCCCGUACGAUAAAGCUAGCAUAUCAUCUGCGCAGUCUGACAGAGAGUGUGAAGAUUACACUGUUGUACGCUGGCUGCUGUGCUUCUUUUACCCACAUCAUCGCGCUAAACAAUUCUCACGGCCGCCAAGCAAACCUAUCUGUGGUGUGCAUUGCUCAAAUACUGUCAAGCAUGGGGCAGUGCAUCAAGAUAAUCAAGGUUACUUCAGCAUCCCAGGUACUAAAUGUACAAUAUCUCCGCAUCCCAACGUCGGACGUGGUUUUCAUGAUGUUUGAGACCAUGCAGAUGGGUUCGCGAUAUCUGAAACUUCAUGUGUGGUUUGAGAUUGUCGCUUCCCCAGGUCCGAAGCCACGUGGGGAUUCGAGCUGGAGAGAGAUACGAGAGAAUAAGCGCAUCGAUUUUUGCUAUGACAAAGCAUCGCUCCUGUCCGACCCGCUCUUGACCUUCCUCGCAUUACGCCAUCGCCCGUUGCGGGGCUCGUAUGAAGACUUGACCCGUGGAAACGGCGAGACUAUUGCAUCCAUGACGACAUUAUUGGACAGACUUCUACUCCCUUCUGACGCUCCAUACAACUCUAGCCCGAAGAUCGUUGCACACACUGCUCGGUAG
Lindgomyces ingoldianus is the source of this 714-nucleotide messenger RNA. RefSeq lists its product as uncharacterized. The record is from RefSeq and is a predicted model, not a curated record. Lineage: Eukaryota; Fungi; Ascomycota; Dothideomycetes; Pleosporales; Lindgomycetaceae. Bases 1 to 714 code for a protein of 237 amino acids. The transcript has 5 exons.